CUGAAAUUCAGCACUGCUAAUUUUUCACUAUUCCAGCGACUUGCCAAGAUUCACGGAUGGUCUUUGGUGGUGGUUGGCGAUAUUAAAACACCACAUAACUGGUCCUUGGAGGGCGUUCAUUACCUUAGUGUCCACGAUCAACGAAGUUUAGGUUAUAGCAUCGAAGAGGACAUGCCGUACAAAUCCUAUACAAGGAAAAACAUUGGAUACCUAUACGCUAUAGAGAACGGCGCAGAGUGGAUUUAUGACACGGACGAUGACAACAAACCUUAUGGUACUGUUUCCACUUUUGAGGGGAAUCAAGGACAGUCGAGAGCAAAACAGGGUGUCCGAUUCAAAGGAAACCAUACCAAUGAUCGCGACCAAUUCUGCCUAUGUCACAAGAUGCGUACGGCUGCGAUACAGCAAGGUCUCGUACACAAGGAUCCUGACGUCGAUGCUAUUUAC
This is a messenger RNA of Cooperia oncophora, 447 nucleotides long. The record is from the annotation of a GenBank genome assembly. Lineage: Eukaryota; Metazoa; Nematoda; Chromadorea; Rhabditida; Trichostrongylidae.